Molecule: messenger RNA, 1143 nt
Organism: Aspergillus steynii IBT 23096
Lineage: Eukaryota; Fungi; Ascomycota; Eurotiomycetes; Eurotiales; Aspergillaceae
Product: putative cellulase
Exons: 1
Coding region: 1-1143 (380 amino acids)
Biological process (GO): glucan catabolic process
Cellular component (GO): extracellular region; cell surface
Molecular function (GO): glucan exo-1,3-beta-glucosidase activity
Source: RefSeq, a predicted model, not a curated record
AUGCACAUCCUCCCGCUCCUCUCCCUGCUCGCCCCCGCCGCCGCCGAAUAUCUAGACUGGCGCACCCACACCGUCCACGGCGUGAACCUCGGCGGCUGGCUGUGUCAAGAGUCCACCAUUGACAGCACCUGGUGGGCCGCCAACUCGCUGGGCGCCCCGGACGAAUGGGGUCUCUGCGCCAACCAAGGCCCUGCAUGCUCUAGUAUCCUCGAGCGGCGGUACGCCAGCUUCAUCACAACCCGCGACAUCGACACGCUCCACGCCGCCGGCAUCAACACCCUCCGUAUCCCCACCACCUACGCCGCCUGGGCCAAGGUCCCCGGCUCCCAGCUCUACAGCGGCAACCAGCUCUCCUUCCUCCGGAGCCUGUCCUCCUACGCCAUCGCCCGCCACGGCAUGCACGUCAUCAUCGACGUGCACUCCCUCCCCGGCGGCGUCAACGGCAUGCCCUUCGGCGAAGCGGAGGGCCACUACGGCUGGUUCCACAACGACACUGCCCUGGCGUACUCGCUGGAGGUCAUCGACGCGGUCAUCGACUUCGUGCAGACCUCCGAGCAUCCAGACGGGUACUCCAUCGCGCCGAUCAACGAGCCAGUCGACAACACCGACAUGACGGCGUUCGGGACCCCCGCUGCACUAUCGGACGACGGGGCCGCCUGGACGCUGCAGUACCUGCGGGCGGUGAUCGACAAGGUGGAGAAAGUGAAUCGCCAGAUCCCCGUCGUCGUGCAGGGCAGUUUCCGGCCCGUCAGCUUCUGGUCUGGACACUUCGCCAACACCACGAACCUGGUCUUCGAUGUGCAUAAUUACUAUUUCGCGGGGCGGCGGGCUACCGGGGAGAAUAUCACUGAGUAUAUCUGCGAGGAUGCGGUUGCGUCGGCCGGGGAUGGCAGGUUUCCGACGUUUGUGGGCGAGUGGUCGAUUGAGGCGGAGAAGGGGAAUACGUUGGCGGGGAGGCGGAGGACGUUGAAUACGGGGUUGUAUGCGUUUGGGGAGCAUACGAGGGGGAGUGCGUACUGGACGGCGAGGUUCUCGGGGAAUGCGACGGUGGAUGGAGAGGGGAGGCAGAGGGAUUAUUGGAACUAUAUGGCGUAUGUGCAAGGGGAUAUGAUUCAUCCGGAGGAGGGGAGGGGGGUUUGUUAG